AUGCCAAGCCGCCACGGAGAUGCACAUGCAGAGUAUUACAAUGACGAGGAUUAUAGACCAUCCCGGUCGCCGAUUGCCGGUCACGGAUCCAGGCGUGAGGUAGAGCCCUACGAGUAUGAAGCCUACUCCGGCCAACGAACUCGACGCCGUCACGAUUACGCACCUGGCCAUGGAGACAGAGAAGUAGACUACUAUCGCCACGACGACCGUCGCCCACGACGAGGGCGAUCAUUACACAGCGAGGAGAGGUACGCCGGCAGGAGAAGAGACCAUUCUCACCACCGUCGACAGCCACGUGCGCGAUCCCAUAGCGAAAACCGCGUCAAGGAGGCUGCAACCGCGGCGCUGGCCGCUGGUUUGGCCGAGGCCAUCAAGUCUCGUCACAGCCGGGACCAGUCCAAACGUGCUAUUACAGCGGCUGCUGGAGCGGCGGCGGUGGAUGCUCUUGUGAGCAAUGGGGAAGACGGCAAGAAAGGACGGCACAUUGCGGAAAGCGCUGUUAGCGGCCUCUUGAUCGAUCGGCUUGCAAACGGCAGCUCUAGACGCUGA
Molecule: messenger RNA, 549 nt
Organism: Metarhizium acridum CQMa 102
Lineage: Eukaryota; Fungi; Ascomycota; Sordariomycetes; Hypocreales; Clavicipitaceae
Source: RefSeq, a predicted model, not a curated record